Helianthus annuus (common sunflower) is the source of this 876-nucleotide messenger RNA. RefSeq lists its product as uncharacterized. The transcript has a single exon. The coding region runs from base 1 to 876 and encodes 291 amino acids. NCBI's taxonomy places the organism in Eukaryota, Viridiplantae, Streptophyta, Magnoliopsida, Asterales, Asteraceae. The record is from RefSeq and is a predicted model, not a curated record.
AUGGAAAAAUUGUUGGAGGAUGGUCCAUGGAUGAAUAGGAAUGUCCCGAUUAUUUUGAAUGAAUGGUCACCGUCGGUCAACCUAGUUAAAGAAGAUAUAAUGGCUAUUCCUGUGUGGGUAAAGAUGCAUGAUGUGCCAUUGGCGGCUUUUACGGAGGAUGGCUUGAGUUUAUUAGCUUCUAAAAUAGGAGAUCCGAAAAUGUUAGAUUCGUACACGGCAUCGAUGUGUGCCGAAUCUUGGGGUAGAAGUAGUUUUGCUAGAGCUCUGAUUGAGGUGCAUGCUGGAUCCGAACUAAAAAGAACUGUGAAGGUGGCGGUCCUAGGUUUGGAUGGCAGUGGUUUUUCGAUGGCUGAGGUAAAGGUAGAAUACGACUGGGAGCCGCUUAGGUGUGCUACGUGUUGUGUAUUUGGUCACGAUGGUAACUUAUGUACGAAGAAUCCGAAGACGGUGGUGGAGGAAGGGUCCAAGAGUGAUGCUGACGGUUUUAGGGAGCUUAAAGGCAAGAACAAAAAAGGUGGCCAGCAAGGGUUUCAGGUUAAUAACAAGAAGCCGAAGAUGGUUUAUAGGCCGAUCACUAAAGCUAAAAACCAGUCGGAUAAAGCUUCUUCUUCCACUGAUCAGGUUAAGGUGUCUAACUCUUUUGAUGUGUUGCAAGAUGAGGAGGUGGUGAAUAGAAUGGCUGCUACUAAUGCUAAACCAGUGCAACAAAUGAAGUCUAUUAAUAAAGGAAGCAAGGGUUAUAAGGACCAGAUUAUAAUAGACGAUAUAGGAGUGGAUGACCUGUUAGAUGAGAUUCCUAAGUUCAUGGAUAGAAAGAUUGAUGGUAACAAAUCUGAGGGUGCAAGCACACCCGGUAACGAGGUUUCUAAUGGGUAG